Talaromyces rugulosus is the source of this 1590-nucleotide messenger RNA. RefSeq lists its product as uncharacterized. The record is from RefSeq and is a predicted model, not a curated record. Gene Ontology annotation, cellular component: membrane; intracellular membrane-bounded organelle; cytoplasm. The transcript has 2 exons. Lineage: Eukaryota; Fungi; Ascomycota; Eurotiomycetes; Eurotiales; Trichocomaceae. Bases 1 to 1590 code for a protein of 529 amino acids. Gene Ontology annotation, biological process: sphingosine biosynthetic process.
AUGGCCGAACCUUCGCCGUCCGCAAACACGGCGGCAAGCAGCCAAAAUGCGCCUCCCAAAGCUCCUCCCAAAGCUCCUCCCAAGCCCCAGAACCCGGUCUUCAAGAUGAUGGGCCUUCCGCGCUUUAGGCUCAGACUGCCGUCGCGCAAUUGGAUGAUCUUUUUAACGAUUACCGGAUCCUUUACUGCCGCCAUAACGUAUGACCGUCGGCAAAAGAAACACAUCCAGCAGAAAUGGUCAGACUUGGUCGCCCACAUUGCCAAAGAACCUUUGCCGUUGGAACAAAGCCGAAAACGGCUUACGAUCUUUCUAUCUGCGCCGCCAGGAGACGGACUUCGACCCGCUCGAGACUACUUUAAAGAAUACAUCAAGCCUAUUCUAGUGUCGGCAGCUUUGGAUUAUGAGGUCAUUGAAGGACGAAAGGAGGGUGAGGUUCGUGCAGGUUUGGCCGACAAAAUUCGAAAAUACAGACGGCAGGCCGGUGAACAGGGCCAUUCGGCGGAAGAGCCAAGCAAAGAGUCGGCGAUUGCUGAAGCGCGAGAAAGAAUGGGUGUCACAGAGGAGCCCGGGCCUCGCGGAGAUAUUGUUAUUGGGCGUCAUACAUGGAAGGAAUACGUUCGGGGUCUCCAUGAAGGCUGGCUCGGUCCUCUAGAGACCUCGCCGCCACCACCACCACAGCCGGCCGCAACAGAACCUGUUCCGAAAGCUGCAGAAACCACUGCAGACGCUACAAGACCUACUGUGGAAACUGUCGAUGCCGUAGUCGACAUGUUACCGGAUACUCCAGUUAUCACGACCGAAGAUGGGUCACCGUCAGAAACUCCAGAUUCAAACAAAGCUCAGGAUGAGAAUACAGAGACCGAGGAAUCGAAAAAGCCAAAAGGACCAACACCUGCGUACAUCUCGCCUACGCAAUAUUCCGCUCAAAGACUUCCUCCUACCAUCCCGGCCGCUUUUGAAGCAUCCAGCCCCAUCCAAUUCCCGCAUCUCCUGGGCUUUUUGAACACGCCCAUUCGUUUAUAUCGUUACUUGACGAAGCGGCACUUGGCCGAUGCAGUAGGCCAAGAGGUAGCAGCUGCUGUCCUCGCCUCUGCCAGCAGACCUUAUAACGAGGGCAGUCGCCCUUUCGACGGAAUGGCUUUUGACGCUUCCUCCACCGACUCGUCCGAUUCUCUAUCGCAGACAACCUACGAACAGCAAACCCUUCUUGAACAUGAAGAGCAAGAAUGGCACAAAUCGGUCCGCAAGGAAGCCGAGGAUCGGAAAUAUCAAUUGGAGAACGCAAAUCCUUCCAGCACAAACGACCCGCAUAUUACAAAGCUGCUCAACGAAGAGCGAGAGUGGGCCGAUGAGGUAGUCAUCGACCCUCGCAUCGCUUCUCGGAUGCAUCGUUAUAUCCUUUCUUCCGAGGAAGAGGCGCGCGCCAAUCGCAUCGCUAGCGGCCAAGAAUGGAUUCUGGGUGAGGGCGAGAAGCCAAAGAAGCUUUCUUUCUUGCAGCGUGCCUGGAUCAACUAUGGCUACGGCGAAGACCCAGAAUUGGCCAAGAAGAAGCCCAUUAUUGGGAACCUGGACAAUGAGAAUGGAGAGUAA